AUGGGUAACGGGAUGUCGUCCUUGCCCCUCGAUAGCAUGCGCGGGCUGCUAUCGGGCAUUUCGUCACUAGUUUCUUGGAAGACGAUGGCCCUGAUCUUGGUUAUCAUUAAUCUGAAGAACAUGCCUCUGUUCUGGCACGUCCGCAUCCUCUACUACUUUGUGAGAAACAUCCGCUGGCGUGUUCAGGACCCCCACUUCCCUCGGGGGAAAGCUCUGGUCACACACACCGGCAAGCCCACACACCCAGUAUUCGUCUCGUACUCCAUCUCCUCCCGCGCGCCCAUCCUGGAGACAGACUACAACCAACACAAGUCCAACAGCACGUAUUUCUCCGACCUGGACAUCGCGCGAACCGCCCUGGUCACCCGGCUGUACAGCCCCGGCGCCUCCAUCGUGAGCCGGGAACUCGACGCGGAGCUGCUCGAAGCCAGCCAGCGGGACGGCACGAAGCCGCCCAAGCGCAGGGGCAUCUACGUGGCCCUUGGUUCGGUGUACUGCAGCUUCAAGCGCGAGAUCAAGCCGUUCGAACUGUACGAGAUGGAGAGCAAGGUCAUCGCCUGGGACCAGAAGUGGAUGUACGUCAUGACGUUCUUCCUGCGGCCAGCCAGCCGCAAGGGCGGCGAGAAGACCCUGUUUGCGACUGCGGUGAGCAAGUAUGUGGUCAAGAAGGGGAGGCUGACUGUUCCGCCGGAGCGGGUGCUGCGGGCCAGCGGUUUUCUGCCCCCGCGGCCGGCGGGCUCUGCUACCCCUGAGGUUGCGGAUUCGAAUGAACCGUCUGGGGUGGGCACGCCGGCUGGGGGGGAGGGACUCCCGGCGAAUGUGUCAGGGGUGGAUGGGUCGCUGGUGAGAGAGGUGCUGAAGCUGCAGGGGGAGGAGAAGCCGGAGCAGAGUGCUGCUGAGCAGAAGAGUAAUGCUGAGACGUGGGAUUCGGGCGAGUGGACGUGGGAGCGGAUCGAGCAGGAACGGUUGCGUGGGUUGACGGUCGUGGAGGGAUAUACCACGAUGGAUGCGAAGCUGUACGAGGAGUGGCAGCAUUAG
Aspergillus clavatus NRRL 1 is the source of this 1038-nucleotide messenger RNA. RefSeq names its product acyl-CoA thioesterase. The transcript has 2 exons. The coding region runs from base 1 to 1038 and encodes 345 amino acids. NCBI's taxonomy places the organism in Eukaryota, Fungi, Ascomycota, Eurotiomycetes, Eurotiales, Aspergillaceae. The record is from RefSeq and is a predicted model, not a curated record.